Saccostrea echinata is the source of this 1549-nucleotide messenger RNA. Its product is annotated as cyclin-dependent kinase 2-like. The coding region runs from base 116 to 1015 and encodes 299 amino acids. Gene Ontology annotation, molecular function: ATP binding; cyclin-dependent protein serine/threonine kinase activity; cyclin binding. Lineage: Eukaryota; Metazoa; Mollusca; Bivalvia; Ostreida; Ostreidae. Gene Ontology annotation, biological process: G1/S transition of mitotic cell cycle; regulation of G2/M transition of mitotic cell cycle; protein phosphorylation. The transcript has 8 exons. The record is from RefSeq and is a predicted model, not a curated record. Gene Ontology annotation, cellular component: cytoplasm; nucleus; cyclin-dependent protein kinase holoenzyme complex.
UGGAUUUCAUUUUGACCAAUUGAAUCAAUGAACCCUAAAUGAACGCGGGAAAUUACGUACACAAAAGACCAGACGGCUUCCGGAACAGAUGUGAUCAAAGUAAACACUGAUUUCCAUGGACAAUUUUCAGAAAAUAGAGAAGAUUGGUGAAGGAACAUAUGGUGUGGUGUAUAAAGCACGAGAUAAGACCACCGGACAACUUGUAGCUUUGAAGAAAAUCAGAUUAGACACUGAAUCCGAGGGAGUUCCAAGUACAGCCAUUCGUGAGAUUUCCCUCCUCAAGGAGCUCGACCAUAACUGUAUUGUCAGGUUACUAGAUGUGGUCCACAGUGAGCAGAAGCUUUACCUAGUGUUUGAGUAUCUGAACCAAGAUCUCAAGAAAUACAUGGACAGCUGUCCAGCCUCGGGGAUACCAUCUUCUCUUAUUAAGAGUUACAUGCAUCAGCUGCUACAGGGUAUAGCCUACUGUCAUUCACACCGUGUACUGCACAGAGAUCUGAAGCCACAAAAUCUGCUGAUUGACGUGGAGGGAAAUAUCAAACUGGCAGAUUUUGGACUGGCGAGGGCAUUUGGUGUACCAGUUAGAACGUAUACUCACGAGGUUGUGACGCUGUGGUACAGAGCUCCUGAAAUCCUUCUGGGAAGUAGAUUCUAUUCAACGCCCGUAGAUCUCUGGUCCCUUGGCUGUAUCUUUGCAGAAAUGAUGACAAGACGUGCCUUGUUCCAAGGAGAUUCAGAAAUUGAUCAGCUGUUCAGGAUAUUCAGGACACUAGGUACUCCAGAUGAGAGUGUAUGGCCUGGAGUUUCCCAGCUUCCUGAUUAUAAGUCUUCCUUCCCUAAAUGGCCCCAGCAAUCAAUCAGCAGUAUUGUACCUCACCUGACAGGAGAUGGACUUGAUUUGAUGGCGAAAAUGCUUAAAUAUGAACCAAGUCAGAGGGUAUCUGCUAAGAUGGCUCUCAAUCAUCCUUACUUUAAUGGAGUUUGUAAACAGAGGCCCCCACAGAUCUUUAAAUGAAGCCAUGGAGACACUGUCUUGUUAAACUGAGCCUCCCUCUGCGAAGUAAAUAAAACGUCUACAUGGAAUUAAGUCAAUUUUUGCUGCUUCACUAACAGACUGUGAUAUGAAACCAUGUUUGAAUUAACAACAUGUUUAAUGAAUGAAUUUUGAAAUGGCCAUAAUAUGUAACUAGCAUGGCUAGAUUUACAUUUUAGUAUAAUUUGAUGCCUAUUGCUCUCAGGAUUAUGAUUUUAGUUAUUUGCUGUUUUAAAUUGUAGAUGACAGAAUAGUAGAUUUUUAAAUGAAUCGGAAAUAAUUUGGUUGCAUAUUGGGUUUAUUUUUUUUUUUUUAAUGAAUAUGUAAAUAUGUUUUUUGUAUAUUUACAUUUAUAUGAACAUUUUGUUUAACUUCAACUUGCUGUAAAUUCUGAACUUGUUACAUAUGGCAUAUUUAGGUGUUCAUAUGCAGUAAUUGUACUAUUAUGCUAUUUGUUGAAUAUACACAAGUAUAUUAUUUUUUACACUAUUUUGUUUAAUAAAUGUAAACAUAUUG